CAAGCAAAAUAUCAAACAAACCCUAGAAACACAAAACCCCGUUCGCCUCUUUUUCCUCCACGAUGAAGAAGCUUUCCACCACUUCCGCCGCCGUUGAUACCGCCGCCAACCUGAAGCGGAAGAGGGAAGACUACGAUAAAAGUGGCGGCGGUGGCGGUUCUGGUAGUGGUAAGGAGAAUUUUGAGGUUGAUUUUGAAUUCGGAAAAGUGAAAUUGGGAGAUGAAGACGGGAGUAAGAAGAAGGGGAAGAAGGGUUCGAAAGUAAAGGAGUUGGAGAAGGCAAAGAAGUUGAAGGAGGCUAAGAAAGAAGAUGUGGUGGUGGCAAAAAAGCAUUCAUGGAAGGCUGCAACUGAAAAGGCAAUGGGGGUGAAGGUCCAUAAUGAUCCAAAACUUUUGAAGAGGAGUUUGCAGAAGGAGAAGAAGAGGCGUGAAAAGAGUUCAGGGAAAUGGAAAGAUAGGGUAGAGACGGUGGAGAAGAUGAGGGAGGAGAAGCAGGCAAAGAGAAGAGGGAACAUAGAGGAGAGAGCUAGCCAGAAGAAGAUGAGGAAGAUUGCAAAGAGGGAGAAGAACAUGGUGUAGAUCACAUGGUGGACUAUCAUCGAUGCCAAGUCUUGCAAGAACUUGGACUCGGGGAAGUUGCAGUGUACACAUGAACUACAUGGGCCACAAACAUCAAGAACCUCCAUUUUUAAGCACCAAUGGAGAGACGGAAAGUUUAAGCACCAAUGGAGAGGCGGAAAGCACGGGUGGCAGGAUGCGGUGGUGGACGAGGUUUUCCUGCCAAAUUACGUGUGGCAUGUGGUGGAUUUAGAAGGACCGCCAUUGAAGAGUUUGCUCAAGAGGUUCUACGGGAAGGCUCCAGCUGUGGUUGAGCUAUGUGUGCAGGCAGGGGCUCCGGUACCCUUCUAGUUUUAUUAUAAUGAU
This is a messenger RNA of Cynara cardunculus var. scolymus (artichoke), 923 nucleotides long. RefSeq names its product stress response protein NST1. Bases 63 to 578 code for a protein of 171 amino acids. Lineage: Eukaryota; Viridiplantae; Streptophyta; Magnoliopsida; Asterales; Asteraceae. The transcript has 2 exons. Gene Ontology annotation, cellular component: nucleolus. Gene Ontology annotation, molecular function: RNA binding; DNA binding. The record is from RefSeq and is a predicted model, not a curated record. Gene Ontology annotation, biological process: ribosomal small subunit biogenesis; ribosomal large subunit biogenesis.